CUUGAGGACACAUUUGACAGUUGUUUUUCCUGUGCCAAGUGGUGUAACCGCAGCUUUAGGGCAAGCAGCGGAGCGCAAGCAUUUUCACGGAGUUCCGGUGGCCAAGAGGAAUGACAUUCACACAGUUUGGAUUCUUCUGUGUCUUUGCAAUCAUUUCCAGAGCAUUUGGACACGGAGCUCUGACCAAGCCUAUGCCACGGUUGGUGUCAGGCCAAGAGUACUGCCCAUGGUGUGUGGGCGAGCAUCAGCCGGUAACUAACCCAUCUGGGUCAGUGCAUCGUGAUGCAGAGCCUUCAACUCCAUGCUUGGGCUCGCAACCAGGUGAUGCUCCAUACACUUCAACCCGCUACAGCAGCUAUUCUUCACAUGCAGCUGCUGCAGAAGCCACAUACACAGCUGGUGGAGCAAUGCAGACAAGAAUUGUGCUGGAUGCAGACCACAAUGGAGAUGCUAUCUUCCAGUAUUGUCCCCACUCGGAAGCACAAACAGAGAAGUGCUUCCGAGACAGACCUUUGUCUGACUGGGAAGAUGUCCAUUCAUAUUGGGAUGCAACGAACACGGAUGACCACUGGAAAUCUGGCCAGACUUUUCCGCAAACAGUUGACCUGCCAGCAGACAUGCCUUCUGGCCCUGUGUCCAUCCGAUGGUUGUGGGUAUGCAAAUACACCGAUGAGAUAUUUGUCUCUUGCUUGGACACAGAAAUUGUUGGAGGGAGUUCAACCACCGCGGCACCGACCACGGCUACAGUUACAACGACAGGGCCUCCAAGCACUGAGUGCAUUUGGACAGAGCCACCUGUGGAACUGCAGCGAAGCCCACGGGAGGAGAAGGAGGGCAGAGUGUGUUGGGACUACACCGUUCCUGUUGGCACAAAGGUUUACUACAAGUCCAAGACCGACAUCUACAUAAAUUGGAAUUCGGAAGCUUGUUGUCUUAGUGCUGCUGAUACGUACGGCUCAGACGCACGCUCAAGUGACACCAAUAUUGUGGUCUUUACGCCGACCGGUAAUUUUGGCUUUUGUGAAUGCACUGCUUGGGAUCCGAGCAAUCCGGGAAGCUGUGCUGGAGAGGCAACUGCCACCAAUAUGAUUUGUCCAGUACAGGGUGCUCAGAAGGAGAUGUGUGAGGGAGCAGCAUAUUGGGAUGGGCUGCCAGUCAACUGUGGGGGGUCGUCCACAGGGUCCACAACUUCGACCACGUCUCAGAGUGGGUCCGUCACCACAACUCUUUCCGGUGCAGGCUGCUGCUAUUGGGAUGCCAACCGUGGCUGCGAAGGGAAUGACUUUUGCGAUCAAUCAAAGUCAAACUGCGAAGAUACGUGCCAAGGUACGUGGAAACCAGAGUCAGCAACGACGACAAGCACCACAGAUACGCUAUCAACCACUGUGACCACUACCACAACCACAGUGACUACAACACCUGGAGUGACCACAGCUUCCACAACAUACUCCUCGAGCGGCUUUGAACCUGUUGAUGGAGGUGUUGACAGGGUGUGCCGCGGAGCAUCUCCAACAGAUAAUCAUCCGGACUACUUCAUUGUCAAAAGCGUCACUUCCCUUGAUGAAUGCAAGCAGCGCUGCGUAGCUACCAACGGCUGCGUUGGUAUCGAGCACAUCAACACAAGAUGUGAAAUUUGGACUCGGCCGGAGGGGAUCGGUGCGAGCUCAUCAGGAGUUGGCUACACUUGUCUCCGCUACCUCGGAGGCAGCACGACCACUCCAAAUCCAAGUCAUUCCUGUGGACAGCUUCAUGACCGGUGUGGCGGUCAAGACUAUCUUGGGAGCACUUGCUGUGUCUCUGGCCUGAAAUGUGAAUACAAGGACAUCUCAUUCUCGCAGUGCAUCCUGGAUGAGUCAAACUCUGCUUCAUGUGGGCAGAUCUGGCAGCAGUGUGGUGGAAAAGGGUGGUCUGGCUUCAACUGCUGCGUGGAAGGCCUCACAUGUGUUUGGGGCAAUGACUACUACUCACAGUGCUUGACACUUGUCUUACAUGCACUUCGCAGCGAACGCCAGGAUCACUGCUCGAGGAGGCAAAACCAAAACGAUCUCGGCUUCGCAAGUCAAGGCAGACUGUCCUCGAGUCCAGACCAUCCUUUGUACAGCGUUCGAGCAAGAUCACAACGGUAUCCUUGGAGCUGUGAUCAAGUGGAGAUGAACACUUGAAAUUCGUCGCCGGGCUGAAGCAUCCGAGUCACAGCACUCAUCUACUGCUAAGCUCUUUUUCUUUUCCUAUAUUUCCCUUGCUACAGAUUCAGUUUUGUGCAGAUUUUUCUGAAAAAUCCACGAAGCGAGAGUAAAAUCGCUUGGACAUCCGUGGACUGUUCAGGCAUCUCUGCAAUUGUAUAGUGAUUUAAUUCAGAGUGCGGACGGCAGACGUCCGCACUUUAGAAUGGGCUUCUAUGCCCAUUUCAGUCUGUGCCUUGACUUGACGUGCCAGGAGCCAAUCCAUUCCUGCCACGGUCUUUGCUUGAGCUUCGAAAGUACGAAAA
Messenger RNA from Durusdinium trenchii, 2488 nucleotides. The record is from the annotation of a GenBank genome assembly. Lineage: Eukaryota; Dinophyceae; Suessiales; Symbiodiniaceae.